UAAUACUUAUAUUUAGUUCAGUCGUGUUAUUCGUUCAGUAAGAAAUGCAUAAUUUGUUUACUAGUGCAAUUUUUCGGCAAUAUGCAGUAGUGUUUGCGUUAAACCUGAACUGCCUAAGCCUUGGCCUGGGAGCCUCCUGGGCGUCCCCCGUGUUAGUGAAGUUGGCGAAUUCUUCGGAAACAGUACUCCUUCACCCUUUAACACCUGAUGAUGCUUCCUGGAUUGGUUCUAUCGGGUUCCUCACGGCGGCUUUUGGUUUUAUAGUUGCUUACACCCUCAUAGACUACAUUGGUCGAAAGCACUGCGCCAUCUUGUCGGCCAUUUUUAGCAUAGUGUCAGCCAUCUUGUGCCUUUUCGCUAAUGAGGUAUGGAUGAUCAUGCUAGGCCGAGCCAUUAAUGGAUUGUUUGAGGGGAUCAUUCUGGGAGUCGUGCCGGUUUAUGCCUCGGAGAUUGCUAACAAGGAAGUCCGGGGUGCCCUUGGAGUGAUGCUACAGAUAUUUUCCUCGUUGGGGGCUGUUAUCAUAUUCGGAGUUGGACCGUUCAUAUCCUACUUCAGCCUGAAUCUCAUGGUCACCAUGUUUGUUAUAGUGACCAGCAUACCUACUAUAUUUUUGCCGGACAGUCCGAGUUUCUUGUUUUCUAAAGGUAAACUCGAAGAAUCCAAAAAAGUCCUCAUUUUCCUUCGAUGUUCAGAACAACAAGCCAACGAAGAACUAAAGGAGUAUUCAUCAAACAAACCUGACAAAAUAUUAAACCCCCUGACCGCUUUCUUGGACAAAAUGUUCCUAACAAGUCUUAUAAAGCCUUGUGCUAUAAGUGCAUUAGUAUUCCUGAUUGGAUAUAACUGUGUGGCGACGUAUCUGCAGACGAUUUUAGACGUUACGCGAACGAGCGUAAGGUCGGAAGUGGCGUCUGGUAUAAUUGGUGCUAUACAACUUGUGGCCAGUUUUUCGACUAUGUUGCUUACGGAUAGGUUUGGGAGGAAACCCAUUUUGGCGACGACUUUGCUUGGAUUUACUGUUGGUAUGGUUGGACUUGGAACAUUUUUCAAGCUCACAGAGACGGACACAAAAGUAUCCGGGUUCUUGAACUAUUUACCGCUAAUAUCUUUGAUAAUCGUCGUAUAUUGCUACAGUGCAGGCCCGUCUUCCCUUUUCUGGCUGCUCAUAGCGGAACUCUUCGACGACCGCUCCCGAGGCAUCGGAUCCACCACUGCCUUCUUCAUAGGCACCAUACCUGGCUUCCUAACACUCCGAUACUUUUCUUCCUUGGUCGACUCCAUUGGGGCAGCGCCGACAUUUUGGAUUUCUGGAAUGAUCUCUGUAAUACUAGCUGGGUUUAUAGCGUUUGGAGUGCCGGAGACUAGUGGGAAGAAUUUUGCUGAGAUUCAGUAUGAGUUGAGGAAUACAGAUAAAACAUACUUCGGAGAUGUUAACCAGUUUCGAAACGGUUCGACGUGUUUUUAUCAUAAUUUCGUAAUAUUUACUUAUAUAUUUUUGUUAAGUCGUGCAUUUUUUGGGAAAUUAGUGUUGUUUAAAAUGAUUAAAGUGCUCGACGGUGCAGUAUUUCGGCAAUAUAUGGUGGUUUUUGCAAUAAACCUGAACUUCCUCGGCUACGGUCUUGGCUUGAACUGGCCGUCUCCCGUGUUGGUGAAGCUAGCUGAUCCCACGGAGACCAUACUUCCAAGGCCCCUGGAUCCAACAGAAGCAUCUUGGAUUGUUUCUAUAUACUUCCUUUUAGGAGCAGCUGGCUACUUCGUUGCGUUUACUUUGGUAGACGUUAUAGGGCGUAAGAAAUGCGUCCUUCUAUCCAGCGUCAUCAAGUUGGUGUCAGCUCUCCUGUUUCUGUUCGGGAAUGACGUGUGGAUCCUUAUGCUGGGCAGGGCCGUCAUUGGCACGGCGGAUGGCAUCUUACUGGGUGUUAUACCGGUUUACGCUUCAGAAGUUGCCAGUAAAGAAGUCCGCGGAGCCCUCGGCACGCUGCUGCAGAUCUUUUCCUCCAUAGGCACAGUGAUCAUGCUGAGCGUUGGACCGUUUAUCUCCUACUUUCAACUGAAUCUCAUGCUGACGAUGCUCGUGUUGGCUACCAGCAUUCCUACACUUUUCUUACCUGAUAGCCCUAACUUCUUGUUUUCUAAAGUUGGACCCGAAGCCACCAAAAAUGUCCUCAUUUUCCUGCGAGGCUCUGAGCACCGAGCUGACGAAGAAAUAAAAGAAUAUACCGCAAACAGAACUGACGAGAAAGUCAGUCUACGGAUAAUUUUCCGUAAUAAACUGUUCCAGAAAAGUCUUGCGAUGGCCUCAUUUAUUCUUAUCAUGGUUUUGUUGAUAGGAUACAAUUCUGUAACGUCGUAUCUUCAAACUAUUUUGGUUGCGACGCAGACGAACGUAAGGUCGGAGGUGGCGUCGGGGAUUAUUGGUGCCAUUAAUGUUGUAGCCAGUCUCUCGACUCUGAUGACUACUGAUAGGUUUGGAAGGAAGCCUAUUUUGGUGUCAACUUUAUUUGGAAUGACUGUUGGGAUGGUUGGCCUUGGAACCUUUUUCAAGCUUACACGAGAUGAAACUGAAAUUUCUGGCUUCUUAAACUUCCUGCCACUCUUGUCGCUACUUGUGAUAGUUUUCUGCUACAGUGCAGGCACGGCCUCCCUCCUCUGGCUACUCAUAGCGGAGCUCUUCGACGACCGUUCCAGAGGUAUCGGUGUAGCGUCCACACUCCUCUUGGGAACCGUCCCAUCUUUCCUCACCGUCCGAUAUUUCACAGCUAUCAUAGACGCUAUCGGACCAACGGCGACUUUCUGGACCUCUGCUGGGCUUUGCGUCAUACUAGCAGUGUUUGUGGCAUUUAAAUUGCCUGAGACUAAAGGGAAGAGCUUUACGGAAAUACAACAUGACUUGGGAAAUAAGGAAAAAAUUACAGCUUCUCGGAUUUGAUGAUUUCAAGAAAUUUGACAGAUAAAAAGCUACAUCAAUAUUAUAUAAAACACAACUUAUUUAUUCUUAGGGCUGAUCUGAUGUAGAAUUGCUUUGCUACGGGCAGAUUUAAGGUAAGCUAUUGGAGAAUGCAUGAGCAGGCCCUUAUCCAGCAGUGGGUGAUGAUGAUGAUGAUUCCUACCUACCUAAAUGACUCAAGAGACGUAAAUAAGUAUAAGUAGGUACCUACUUAUUGCGUAGUUAUCAUAACAAAUACUAGGUAUAUUUGCUAUAAUAAUCUAUUCGAGUCUUGCUUGUUAAUCCAUACUAAUAUUAUAAAGGCGAAAGUGUAUCUGUCUGUCUGUUUCUGUUACCUCUUCACGCUUAAGCUGCUGAACCGAUUUAGUUGAAAUUGUUUAGAUAUAGUUUGAGUCCCGGGGAAAGACAGGUUAGUUUUUAUGCCGGAAAUCAUCCCUGAAGAGAGUGCAAAGGGGUGAAGGGGGUGGAAUUGAAAGAGUUAAUGAAUUGCCUGAUAAUUGAAGU
Cydia splendana is the source of this 3452-nucleotide messenger RNA. RefSeq lists its product as uncharacterized. The transcript has 15 exons. Gene Ontology annotation, molecular function: transmembrane transporter activity. Gene Ontology annotation, cellular component: membrane. Gene Ontology annotation, biological process: transmembrane transport. Bases 45 to 2930 code for a protein of 961 amino acids. Lineage: Eukaryota; Metazoa; Arthropoda; Insecta; Lepidoptera; Tortricidae. The record is from RefSeq and is a predicted model, not a curated record.